Molecule: messenger RNA, 959 nt
Organism: Paramormyrops kingsleyae
Lineage: Eukaryota; Metazoa; Chordata; Actinopteri; Osteoglossiformes; Mormyridae
Source: RefSeq, a predicted model, not a curated record
CUAUCAAGUGUAAAUGAGCCAUUUGAUUGGUUGGCAUGGGUGAGAUGAUUGGCUAGUUGCUUAGUGACUCCUUGAUAGGUUCAUCACUAACAUCAGGUGCAAAGGUAACUCAUUCAAGCUGUGUGCUAACAACAGACAGCUGCCCCCCGCUGAAGGAUGGUGUUCUGUGGUGUUAGGGUUCCUCUCUGUAGGCGCCUGGCUGUGCUGCUGUGUGCCUGCAUGCUGCUGCCAGGCCUGCUCUGUAAGAACCUGCGCUGCCUCUUCUGCCCCCUGCAGGCGGCCGAUAAGACCUGCAAGCCCAUGUAUUCGGAGUGUCUGCCCCAGGAGGUGUGCCACAAGGCGACGGGACGCUACGGCAGCUACGGGGUGCUCGCCAGCCGAGGCUGUGUCCCUGAGAAGCAGUGUUCCACGGGGAGCCGGGUCUUCUACAUGGGCGUCGGCUACAACCUGAGCUACAGCUGCUGCAGCUUGGAUUUCUGCAACUCCAGCCCGGCAGCGCCCGCCCCCCUGCUCCUACUCGUGCUGCUGCCUGCCGCCGCAGCUCUUCUCCUGCCCGGUGGGAUUUGCUAGCCCUCAGACUCGCUGCCACAUAUGCGCCUCCCAGCGCAUUUUUCCAGUGAUGGCCGCCUCGCCCAAUAUCGUGCCCCUUCAGAAACGCAGUGAGCCUUUUGCUCUGUUUGUGAGCGACCAAGCCCUGCACUGGCAGGGGGGAGGGUAUUUCACAUCCUAUCUGUAUAGCGUGCACUAUUAUGGGCACCCAGCAUGUCCAUGCAGGCUGCUGUGUGUUAAAGUAUAACCAUUUUCCUGUAACAAGUAAUGGUUAAAUUUGAAACGUGAUUAUCUUUGUCAUAUGUCCUGAUUUGUAUUUUAAGUAAUUUUAAUACCUUUGGGGGGGGGAAAUGAAAGCUUUUCAGACUCCCUUAAAUAAUAAAUGUAACCCUUCUGUACUUUUAAAUAUG